AAGGUCACGUGGUAUGACUAUUUUAUCACAUCAAAACUGCAAGUUGCUCUGCUAAUAUGUAAAGAGGAAAAUCAUUAAGUUUAUCGCUAGCAUUGCUCUCUAUGGCCAAGACAAUAUUUCAUUGGGAUGGAUAAAUUGUUGCUCGUGUUCACAAUAUUAUUGUCUUGUGUUUUGAGUGGCUGUAUUCCGUUCAACGAAGAUGAUUGGCCAAACAGAGAUAGGGAGUCAUCAAGCUACCUUGAUUACAUCAAAGCAAGAGAACAAGCAUAUGAAGAUGCCUUGCGCUUGAGAGAUUCAUUCCAUUAUAACCAGGAAAGGUAUCUAGGUCCAGAGGAUGACGAUGAUGAGUCUGAUGAUUAUGAUGAUGAAGACUCCAAUGGCAGAAGGAGUUCAGAUGCUGAGGAAAAUGAUGAACUUGGCAGACGAGACAGAGCAAAGGGCAGAAGAAAUUCUAAAAGAAUUGAAAGAUUGAAGCAAGAAAUAAAUGAUAGAAAUAGCCCAAAUCAUAUAGCAAAUGAUAAACAAAAAAAUGCACAAGGGGUGUCAGCAGAAGAUAAAAUUUCAAUUAAAAAGCGCAAGGAUUACAUAAAUUUAAGCAAGAAAAAGAAGGUGAAAUCAAAGAAAAAGGCAAAUAAAAAAGAUUCGCUGAGAACAGAUAUAAAAAGUAGCAAGGAUGAAACAAGGAAAGAUGAAAAUUAUGAAGCGAAAGAAAAUACUGCAAACAGAAAAGAUGAAAUUGAGAAAACAACAAAAGUGCAUGCAACUUUAAAUGAAGCUAGUGAAUUGUUAAGUUACACUGAUAGCAGGAAACACAACGACAUAGUAGAUAAUAAAGGAGAAGAGUCUGAUGACCCAGGACAGAGCUCAUCAGUUAAUAAUUCAGCAACUAAGCCACCACCUGUACCUCCACCCCAAAAGAUAUCAAGCAAAAAGAACACAAAAAAGCUGGAUAAAGCAUUAUUCAUUGUGGUCGUUGCUGCGUGCAGUGUAGCUGGUGUAGCAGGACUCAUUUUAGCUGGAUACUGCUGGUACAGAUUGCGAAACGAGCAAGAAGACGUCCCGGAAGAAGAUACAAAAAAGUAUGUGAAGAAGAAAAAGAAGAACAGAAAGCCAGAACUGACAAAUGAUGAGAAAUUAGCAAAAAGUGCCGAAGUAUUUCAUUACAUGCACACCAAGAAGCAGCUGGCUGCAAUGGAGAAGUCUGGUACCGAUAAAAAAGCAAGCGUUGUUGAUGACAGUGACAGUUCAGAAGAGGAAAGUGACAACACGGUUUAUGAAUGCCCUGGACUUGCACCGCCUGGGGACAUGAAGGUCAUCAACCCGCUAUUCAGCGACACUGAAAGAGAACAUAGUGACGUCAGAAGUGAUGGAAGUCACGUGUCCAGCCCUACAAGAGAAUUAUCUCCUCCGAAAAAAGAGCAGAAGGAAGAUUUAUCUUCAAAGUAAACGAAUCAGGCACAAAAAUGCGAAUAAUGUUGGCUAAAUUAGAAAAUUAUUUAAUUUUUAACAGGCAAUAUCAUGCUAGGUUUUGAUUACAAAUGAAAAGAUUAUUUAACAUCUUUAAGUAUUUAGCUGAAGUCAGACCGCGUCCGUCAGGUUGAGCUAGGGCCUUAGCUUUCAAAGCAACCAAAGAAAAAAACUUCAUUUUCAUUUAGGGUCUGCACCACAAAGCGCCCCCCCCCCCUCACUUAAAGGUUGCGUUAUAAAUCAUGGUUGUAUAUUGAAAAUUUUAUAGUAGUGUUCAUAUUUGAAUCAGGGGUAUUUUUUAGUUUUUUUUACAGAUUUGGUUACAGCGUUGUUUUUUUCAUUUUACCUUCGAAUAAGAUUGAUGUAAAACACCAAAAUAUGAUCGGUGCAGUAAAACCUCUAUGAGCGGACGCAUCGUCAAAAACGGACAUAUAUUCUUUAUAGCAGUCUUUGUAAACAACCGCCAGAUCAUGGAAUCAUGUCUUUAACGGACAAUAAAUCUACUUCGAAUGUGUUGGCUUUAUCAAGGUUUUACUAUACUGUGAAAAAGAGUAGGUGGGUGGGUUGAAAUCCAAUAGAAAUAAACUCUCGAAGUAUUUGUGGUUUUUAUUUACUAAUGUGAAAUGCCCGGAUUAUCGAAUCUUAUACAAAGUGUUACUACAAGCUGGAAAUCGUCUUAUUAGUCUUCGCAAGAAUUACUUAAUGGUGGCAUCACCAACAAUUUAUCAAAAUGGUUCUCACGAUUAGCGGACCCCGUGCCAAUUCCGAAUUCUACAACAAAUUGGCAAAUAAUUGUACCCCAGAUUUCUUUCUUUCUGUCAAAGGUUUGUAUACGUUCUCCCCAUCCCCCUCUAAAGCAGAAACCUAUAUACUGCUGAUAAUAUUCUGGUCCCACGUGUCUCUGUAUAUACCCUAUAGUAAGUUUUUCCAGUAUUAUAUGCUUGCUCUAUAAUCAUACUGUUUACUGCCGUUCAAUUUGCAGGCAUGUUUGUAUGCGAGUUUGAGAAUUCCCCCCUUUUUAAUUCCUUUAUGUAUUGAAAUGUUUUCUUCAACAUUUCCCUUGUAAGAUCCCAACCUUGUUUACGAAUACAUUUAAACCAUGAAACUGUUGUGUGGAUAAAAUCAAUUAAGAGAUUACCAAUACAGCUGCUGGAUGUUAUGAAGUAACAAUGUUGCGUCUGUAAAUUCACAUUAUUACGUAGUCUUGGUAAAUUAUUAUUGCCUGAAUAUAUGAACCUUCUUUACGUUCAGUCUAUGUUCAUUUUCGUGAAUGAUUUGCCCUAGUGUUUGCCAGGCCAUUUCAGUGACCUAUAGCAAAUCAUUGGCCGUUAUGAAUAACACAUAAAUUAAUUGCUCACUAACGCAUCUGUAAUUUUUUUCUCCUUGGGUAAUUAUCUUACUUAGAGGUUGCAAUGUACAUCUACCAACAAUAUUA
Rhopilema esculentum is the source of this 2902-nucleotide messenger RNA. RefSeq lists its product as uncharacterized. Lineage: Eukaryota; Metazoa; Cnidaria; Scyphozoa; Rhizostomeae; Rhizostomatidae. The record is from RefSeq and is a predicted model, not a curated record. Gene Ontology annotation, cellular component: membrane.